GUUCAGUGAGAGUGCCGUGAUCCUUUUACCGAUCUACCGUGAAAGUCAACGAUGAAGUUUCCGCAAGUGGUCUUGCUCGCCUGUUGCUUGUUCCUGUUGGAUCCAUCGGUGAGGGCGGAAUCCAGCGAGAAGGAAUUGCGAGCUCGAGCAUCGGCCCAGCUGGAGCGGUUGGCGCCGUAUCGCAGGUCAUCGCCGGACCCAGGUCCAUCGGCGGAUCAAUCGCAGUCGCUGGAGACCUCGUCGGACGAUCCUGUGAGCACUUAUCUGGACGAGCGUCGAGUAGGCUUGGAGAUCUAUCAGAUCCUGCCUGAAGACCUGCAAGAGGACAUCGUGAAGAGGGGCAGCGUGGCUGUUCUGGAGCUGCUCGAGAACCCGAAGUACGUGGCGAUGAUGCAGGAACGGAUAAAGAGGUCCGGGGCCGACGAAGGAUACGAGACGAAGCGGGACGGAUACAAUUACGCGGAAUACGACCGGCCGCCGGAAGGACAUCCGCCGGAAGGAUACGGGGAAUACGCGCCGGAACCGUACGGCGGCGGUGGAGAUAACUACGGGCAGCCAGCAAACUCAGGAUCCGACUCCGGAGGCAUCAUACAGGGAUCAUCGAGCCUGAUCGGCGGCAUAGCCAAGGGCAUAAUCGGCGGACUGGUCAGUGCAUCGGGCAGCGCAUCGACCGGCUCGUCUUCGGUGUCCGCUUCGAGCUCCGCUCAAACCUCCUCGAAAUCGGCCGCAUCCUCGAUGGACCAGAGGAAACCAGAACCUUACGGACACUACGGGCAAUACGGAUACUAUGGACCCCCUCACCCGUACGCCAGUUCUAAGCAGUUCACCGUGUGGGACUUCAAAAAGGCGAUCUUUAGCACAUUAAUGCAGGCUGUUAAAGCCAUUAGUGGCGGUGUGAUUGCUUUGAAAGGUCAGCUUAUCAAGGGAGGUGGUUACCUUGUCUCGACCCAAGGCAAAAUGAUUGCCAAGACAGGAGACGCGAUCACGUCUUUGGGUACUAAUAUCGCGAAGAAUGCUGCGCACCCGCCGGCAACGCACCAUGAGUAUGCUUACGAUCAUCCUUCGAUAGCUGGUCACGAGGAAAGCUAUGACGGGCCUCCGCCAGGUAUCGAGGGCUAUAGCGAACCAAAUGACGGUUACCACGCAAAUUUGAAUUACGACUCGCCAUCGGACGUCGAUGACCACGCGGGUCUUCUGAUCGCAAGACCAUUGCCCCUGGAGAGUCCCGGCGACCACAUCUCGGACUUGGACAGUCACAAGCCCAGUGUGACCCACCCGGGCGAUAUCUAUCACGGCCCGCCACCGGAAUUGGAUGAGAAAGAGAUCGAAAACACCGUGGUUGAGAGCGGCAACCACAAUCAACCGAGUCACCCUGCCGAGUCUCAUCAUCAUCUCGAUCAUCCACCGUCCAGCUACGACGUUCCUCUGCAUCAGUUCUCGCUCGAGGAUUCCAAGAAGGGAAUCAAGGAGAAGUAUCCGCUUUAUCCCCCAUUGAUUGGAGGAUCAGGAACCAGUGCCCAUAACUCGUUAUCGAUUCAGCAAAACGUCGAAUACCCGCCGGUGCACAUUCGGUACACGGUGCCUAUCAAAGGGUCCUUGAAACUGCCGCUCGAAGACACCUCCAGCAACGAUCUGUCCGUGUACGGCAGUUUGUCGAUCGACGAGCCCGAGAUCGGAUCGACGAAACUGCAGACGGCGAAUCAGGUGGGCGGUUUCGAACUGCCGAAACUGCAAACCCACGGAAACUUCCGCGGUUUGCCCGGCUUUCUGAAUACUUACCCCGGCGGCGGUGCGUGGCAAGCACCUUUGAAGACGCCUUUAUUAAACUCUUACGUGACACCCUAUUGGCAGAACCAGGGAUUAUUCCAGCCGCUCGCUGGUUUCGACAUGUUCGGCUUAUACAGGAGACGGAACAGCCUUCACAGACGGAGAUCCGUCAGCGACGCUUUGCGGCACGCGACGAUGUCCCGAGUGUAGCUUUAAAGACUGAUCUCAGCGAUCUAUAGCUACAAUGCGAUUCGUCCUCAAUGGAAUGGGUCCAAAAGGCAGAACGUAUACGUGAUAACCACGUAUCACAGAUUAAAGUCGCAUUGAUCGAACUGAAAUGCAACGCAAGCAUGAUCUUGUUGCGUUGGGACCGUAGAAUUUCGCAAUAAGGUCGGACGUGGAUGAGGGCAGCAGGCUCGUGCACAAAUGGAGAAUACAAACGGAGGAGCCUGCACGGCUUCGAGUCGUCUUGAUGUUACGUUCACCAAGUCGGCAAGAACAAGACCGCGAAGAUUUCACAGUUGGAUCCGUUACUCACGGACGAAUCUUGUCGAAGUUAUUUGCAAAAAGAAACCGGUUCUGUAUAUGCAAACGACCGUGCGGAUGUUGGACAAUUAUGUGCGAGUCAACCCGGCGUAGAAAGUAUCCACAGUAGUUGCGUUUUUGUUUGUGAUAAAUACAAUGUCGGGAUCAUGCUGUAUAGCAUUCGAACGUAACUUCGAACGCAAGUUACCAUUAUUGUGCCUCGCUGUCGAAUACGGUACGGAUUGAUCGCGCGAUUAGCAUAACGAGCGACGCCUGUAACAUGUUCAUUUUGUACAUAGAAGGAAACGGAAGUUCGCGAACUACCGAUGUCGUGUUUUUAUCGAAUGAUAAAGGCCAUAGAAAUACAACUAAUUAAGCGUAUUUUACCCUCCCCCUGUCUCAGAUGCCUGCUAGAAUAGAAUUACGUAGCAUGUUUCAUACACAACUACAACCUCCCUCCCGUUAUUUAUAUAAUAAUGCGAUUCAAAUUGUCUCCCAACAUUCGGAUACCAUUGAAUGACUGUAACGCUGUUUUUAGUUUCAGUAUUUAUAGUGAAAUCGGUCUGUUUAUUGUUAUUGUAUUUCCCCGUUGAUCGCAGUGAUGUUUAAUAAACUACUGUUCUUUUGCUUGUUUUAGA
Megalopta genalis is the source of this 2930-nucleotide messenger RNA. RefSeq lists its product as uncharacterized. Lineage: Eukaryota; Metazoa; Arthropoda; Insecta; Hymenoptera; Halictidae. The record is from RefSeq and is a predicted model, not a curated record.